Molecule: messenger RNA, 1866 nt
Organism: Aspergillus mulundensis
Lineage: Eukaryota; Fungi; Ascomycota; Eurotiomycetes; Eurotiales; Aspergillaceae
Product: MDR family MFS transporter
Exons: 5
Coding region: 1-1866 (621 amino acids)
Biological process (GO): transmembrane transport
Molecular function (GO): transmembrane transporter activity
Source: RefSeq, a predicted model, not a curated record
AUGGCGGCGCAUGAAGUAUCAUCCGAACAGGAGAAGUAUCCUCAGGAUGCAGUCGACAAGGUUAUGACAGCAGAGAAGGCCUCAGCGCCGAACGGAGCGCAUGCCGACGAGUCAUCGGAGGGCGCCAGACUUCGUUCUUCGUCGUCAGAGAAUAAAGAUUCGCUUCCCGGCGAUGAUGCGGAUGCAGCACCGGAUACGGAGACUGGGAACCCGCUGGACCGGGUUCCGUCUCAGGCGCAGAGAUUAGGGAAGAAGAAGAUCGCAGUGGUUAUGGGCGCACUCUGCCUUGUCCUGUUUCUUGCAGCUUUGGAUAUGACCAUCAUCUCUACAGCCCUACCGACGAUGGCCGCCGAUUUCAAUGCAUCUGAGAGUGGAUAUUCGUGGAUGGCUUCAUCGUUCUCUCUGACCAACGCAGCCUUUGUCCCACUCUGGGGCAAAGUGAGUGAUAUCUGGGGCAGGAAACCCAUUCUUCUCCUCGCCAACGCUGGAUUCCUCAUCGGUAGUCUGAUCUGUGCGCUGUCCAUCAACCUGCCCAUGGUUUUGGCUGGUAGGGCAAUCCAGGGUGCUGGAGCUGGCGGGAUUAUCACAUUGGCAAAUAUCUCUGUUUCUGAUCUAUUCAGCGUUCGAGAACGGCCGAUGUAUUAUGCGCUUUUUGGAACUACUUGGGCUAUUGCAGGCGCUCUAGGUCCUCUCGUUGGAGGCGCCUUUACAACCAGUGUUACCUGGCGUUGGUGUUUCUAUCUCAACUUACCGAUUGGCGGUUUCUCAUUUUUUGUCUUGUUCUUCUUCCUCAAGAUUGAGUCACCCAAAACUCCCUUGAUCGCCGGGCUUAAGGCGAUCGACUGGUCCGGCACUCUUCUCAUCGUCGGCGCUACUCUCAUGUUUCUAUUCGGCCUCCAGUUCGGCGGCGUGGACUACCCUUGGGACUCGGCAACAGUUCUCUGUCUCAUCAUCUUUGGCGUACUAACCUACGUCCUCGCCAUGCUCUACGAAUGGAAAAUUGCCCGUUAUCCGGUUAUUCCCAUCCGCCUCUUCAGCAACUGGCACAACGUUCUUGUCCUCUUCAUUUGCUUCCUGCACUCCCUCGUCUUCAUGGGCGGCUCUUACUACCUGCCGUUUUACUUCCAAUCUGUCCUUCUCGUCUCCCCCAUCCUUAGCGGUGUCUACGUCCUCCCCCAGGUUCUCUCUUUGUCUGUCCUCUCGAUUAUAACAGGAAUCCUAAUCAAGAAGACCGGCCGCUACCGUGAGAUUAUCGUUGCCGCCUUUGUUUUCUUAGCGCUAGGCUACGGCCUGUUUAUUGACCUAAAGCCAUACGCCAGUUGGCCCCGCAUCAUCAUCUACCAAUUAAUCGGUGGAAUUGGAACGGGCCCUCUCUUUCAAGCGCCCCUCGUCGCUCUGCAGGCCAACAUCCAUCCCUCCGACAUGGCCGCCGGAACCUCAACGUUCUCCUUCCUCCGUCAAGUGUCCGCUGCUAUCUCCAUCGUCAUCGGCACGGUCAUCUACCAAAACAUUCUCGUCGACAAGACCUCUACCAUCGCGGCGGCAGUGGGUCCCGAAAUGGCAAGGUCGCUUCAGAACUCUUUUGCAUCCAACAACCAUGACCUCAUUCGCUCGCUGCCCGAGGACCAGAAAAGCGUUGUUCUAUCUGCAUUUACCUUCUCGCUGUCCCGCAUCUGGAUCUUCUAUACCGCUAUGGCUGGCGUCGGGUUGAUCGUUAGUGUCUUUGUGAGACCCGUUGAACUGAGCAAGACGCAUACGAUGGCGAAGACCGGGUUGGCCGAGCAGGAGCGCGCUAGGAAGGAGAUCCUGGAGGUGCAGGCUAGGGCGCGCUCUGCUAAAAUGGGUGACGGGAAAGAGACCGUGUAG